UUUCGAAGUGUUUUGUUCGUCUGACAUAACCGCAAAACUUAAUAAUCUUUUUAAUAAUAGUUCCUGUUCCUUUAUAAGACUUCACUUUCAAUGUCCUCCUACAAAUACAGUGAGCUUAUAAAGUUGGGCACUCAAUAUGCCCGACGCAUGAACUACUUGUCCAAUCGCAUUUUCGGAGAGGUUGCACGAACAACAAACGAGAAGUCGAUGAAGGUGGUUCGCAUGUUUGCAGAGGAGCCCAUACAGAAGCGCGACUACGUUGUCAACUGGUAUCCUCGUCACGUGGAGACACAUCUCCUUAUGAAAAAUCUUAGGGAUUAUGGACUGUUUCGUGAUGAGCAUCAAGAUUUCAAAGAGGAGAUGAAACGAUUGCGCAAGCUGCGUGGCAAGGCACCACCCAAGAAAGGAGAAGGAAAGCGAGCAUCCAAAAAAUAGGCAAUAAUAAACAACAUUUUUAUUCAAGA
Molecule: messenger RNA, 464 nt
Organism: Drosophila willistoni
Lineage: Eukaryota; Metazoa; Arthropoda; Insecta; Diptera; Drosophilidae
Gene: mRpS33
Product: 28S ribosomal protein S33, mitochondrial
Exons: 2
Coding region: 91-435 (114 amino acids)
Cellular component (GO): mitochondrion
Source: RefSeq, a predicted model, not a curated record